Messenger RNA from Cuscuta epithymum, 788 nucleotides. The record is from the annotation of a GenBank genome assembly. NCBI's taxonomy places the organism in Eukaryota, Viridiplantae, Streptophyta, Magnoliopsida, Solanales, Convolvulaceae.
UUCAGCUUCUAGUUCCCUUACAAACACAAACACCCCUCAAUACACAAAAACUUGCAAAAUCCUUGCAAAAUUCACCCCUUCAUAUUCCACUCUCGCACCGCUCGUGUGAGCACACUACCGUCGAUAUCCUCGCCACGCCUAAACGAUGGCGGAGCCUGCCCCUUCCUCGGUCAGCAUCGGUGGCUCUACAGUCGCUGAAGAAGAACAGAGAAAUAAACCUAUCAACCCUCUGCUCUCCCUCCUCUCGGCCUUUCUUCAGUUCUUUAAACCGCCUUCGCCGAAGCCCGCCGCUCCUGAAGAAACUCAGCCCAUUAGUCCGAAACAAGAACUUCCAAAGGAAGAAGAUAAACCUUCUGUGGUGAAGUUUCCUAAGGCGGAAUUCCCCUCCUUGAAACUCGAAUCCCAAGAAUCUGAGACCGAUACUAACCCCGUCGUCCUAUGGCAGGUUUAUGCUAUUGGUGGGUUCUUUGUUCUGAAAUGGGCAUGGAGUAGAUGGAAUGAAAGGAAGUUUAAGAAGAGGCCAUCCAAUGAAAACACACCCCCACCUUCUAUGGACUGAUUGAUUACUCACUCCAUGAGUGUUUUCUACAUGAUAGCUUUUAUGAUAUGAGUUUCCGUUUGUUGCAUUAAAUCCAUAUUGUAAAAGACUUUUAACAUUCACAAUGGAUCUAUAGCAUCUGUUUCGUGGGUUGAGAGCUGUUGGCUUAUUGGCUUAAGCUCACAAGGGGAAUGCCAUUGGUUAAAGGGGCGACUGAUUAGGUCCAAUUUUGAUCUGGGCUGAAAUUGAA